AUCAAUAGAGCUUCAAAAUUAAAGCCUAUAUCUAUUUAGUACUAUUCGUUACCAUCAAUAAUACAGUGUAAUGGAGAUGGGUGGUCUUAAUAAAACCGCGAUUUUGUUUCGUGUAUUGUUGGUUGUUUUUGGUGCAACGUUAGUACUAGGACAAGGCACUAAGGUUGGGUUUUAUGCGACGUCCUGCCCAACGGCGGAGUCGAUAGUGAAAGCUACGGUGAAGUCGCAUUUUCAGUCGGACCCUAAGGUGGCCCCGGGGUUACUGAGAAUGCAUUUCCAUGACUGCUUCGUUCAGGGCUGCGACGCCUCCAUCCUCAUUGACGGCUCCGACACCGAGAAAACGGCCGUCCGUAACCAAGGGUUGAGAGGGUACGAGGUGGUUGACGAUGCUAAGAAGCAACUCGAGGCUGCGUGUCCCGGGGUUGUGUCUUGUGCUGAUAUUCUGGCUCUUGCUGCUCGUGAUUCAGUUGUGUUGACCAGUGGGCUAACUUGGCUUGUACCCACCGGACGUAGAGACGGGAGGGUUUCCUCCGCCGCCGAUGCGGCUAACCUGCCGGGAUUUACAGAUUCAGUUGACGUCCAAAAGCAGAAGUUUUCUGAUAAAGGCCUCACCACUCAAGAUCUCGUUACCCUUGUUGGUGGACACACCAUAGGAACAACGGCUUGUCAGUUCUUCAGCUACAGGCUAUACAACACAUCAUCCGCCACCAUUGACCCAUCAAUCGACCCAUCGUUCCUUGCCACGCUUCAAUCGCUCUGCCCGCAAGGCGGCGACGGCACCAAGAGAGUAUCACUCGACGACGGCAGCGAAACCAAGUUCGAUACCUCGUUCUUUUCGAACCUCCAAAAGGGUCAUGGGAUUCUUGAAUCCGACCAGAAACUCUGGACCGACAGCUCCACCAAAACGUUCGUGCAACGUUUUCUGGGCCUCAGAGGACUGCUGGGGCUGACGUUCAGCGUGGAGUUCGGGAAGUCCAUGGUGAAGAUGAGUAACAUCGGAGUUAAAACUGGGAGCGAUGGUGAAAUUCGCAAAGUUUGCUCAGCUUUUAACUGAUCAUAUAUAGAACGAUGAAAGUGCAUGCGUGCAUGAUGUUAUCUUUUUCUCCUUUUUGUUUUGUUAUCACCGUAUCAUAUCAUAUAUAUCAGCGCAAGCUGCAAAUGUAUUGGUUCCAAUAAAUUAAGUCCUUAUCUGAUAAAGAUCAGAAGAGAUAAGAAUCAGAUUUUACCUA
This is a messenger RNA of Ipomoea nil (Japanese morning glory), 1229 nucleotides long. Its product is annotated as cationic peroxidase 2-like. The record is from RefSeq and is a predicted model, not a curated record. Gene Ontology annotation, cellular component: plant-type cell wall; plasmodesma. Bases 71 to 1054 code for a protein of 327 amino acids. NCBI's taxonomy places the organism in Eukaryota, Viridiplantae, Streptophyta, Magnoliopsida, Solanales, Convolvulaceae. Gene Ontology annotation, molecular function: heme binding; peroxidase activity. Gene Ontology annotation, biological process: hydrogen peroxide catabolic process; response to oxidative stress. The transcript has 3 exons.